This is a messenger RNA of Fonsecaea erecta, 2424 nucleotides long. Its product is annotated as aconitate hydratase, mitochondrial. The record is from RefSeq and is a predicted model, not a curated record. Lineage: Eukaryota; Fungi; Ascomycota; Eurotiomycetes; Chaetothyriales; Herpotrichiellaceae. Bases 1 to 2424 code for a protein of 807 amino acids. The transcript has a single exon. Gene Ontology annotation, molecular function: 4 iron, 4 sulfur cluster binding; aconitate hydratase activity. Gene Ontology annotation, biological process: tricarboxylic acid cycle. Gene Ontology annotation, cellular component: mitochondrion; cytosol.
AUGCCGGCCCUACUGCAACGUGUACCAGCGCGAGCGAGAUGUCCGCUGGACUUGGGCUCUUGCUUCAGAACACGGAUAUCAUAUCUUCGUGGCUAUGCCACUCUGCAGUCUUCACAACCGCCUUUGCGGCGACGAGCUGCUGUUCCCCCUUACCAGAAAAUUCUGAAGACCUUCGAAGAUGUCAGAGAGAUCCUAGGCCCCCAGAAGCUGACUCUGGCCGAGAAAAUCCUGUAUUCUCAUCUCGACAACCCCUCCGAAUCUCUAUUGACUGGGACCGACAAUGGCAAAAGCAUUCGGGGCAAAGCCAACCUCAAGCUCAAGCCCGACCGUGUCGCGAUGCAGGAUGCGUCUGCACAGAUGGCCAUCCUUCAAUUCAUGACAUGCAACCUUCCCAGCACCGCCGUACCCGCAAGCAUCCAUUGCGAUCAUAUGAUUGUGGGAGAAAAGGGUGCAGACGUAGAUCUUCCUAAUUCCAUCGAGGGCAACAAGGAGGUGUUUGACUUUUUGGAAUCAGCUGCAAAGAGAUACGGGAUUGAAUUCUGGCCUCCUGGGGCAGGCAUCAUACAUCAGUCAGUGUUGGAAAAUUAUGCUGCUCCUGGCUUGAUGAUGCUGGGGACGGACAGUCACACACCUAACGCAGGAGGCUUGGGUGCUAUUGCAAUUGGUGUGGGUGGGGCUGACGCAGUUGACGCUCUUGUUGAUGCCCCAUGGGAGCUCAAAGCUCCGAAAGUUCUAGGAGUUCGUCUAGAAGGCAAGCUCAGCGGCUGGACUUCGCCAAAGGAUGUAAUCCUCCAUUUAGCCGGCAAGCUAACUGUGCGUGGCGGGACCGGGUCGAUCAUCGAAUACUACGGACCUGGAGUCGACACGCUGAGUUGCACAGGCAUGGCCACGAUCUGCAACAUGGGUGCAGAGGUAGGGGCUACGACGUCGAUUUUCCCUUUCUCAGAGAAUCAUAUCCCUUAUUUGCAAGCUACGGGACGAGAUGCCAUUGUCGAUGCGGUCAAGGGCAUCGCAUAUGGCUCGGAAAAACACAACUUCCUGCGGGCCGACCAAGGCGCGGAAUAUGACCAAAGCAUCACAAUCAAUCUAGCUACACUCGAGCCGCAUAUCAAUGGUCCUUUCACGCCGGAUCUGUCCACACCUCUCUCAAAGUUCAAAGAUGCUGUGAAGACCAACAAGUGGCCUGAAAACUUUUCCGCUGGGUUGAUUGGCAGUUGCACGAACAGCUCGUACGAAGACAUGACCCGUGCCCAGGACUUAGUCAAACAGGCCCAGGCUGCCGGAUUGAAGCCCAAGUCUGAUUUCUUCAUCACUCCAGGAAGCGAACAGGUACGCGCUACCUUGGAGGAGAGUAAGACGCUCGAAACCUUCACGCAGGCUGGUGGCACCGUCUUGGCGAACGCCUGCGGGCCGUGUAUCGGACAAUGGAAGAGAACAGACGGUGUCAAGAAAGGCGAAGACAAUGCCAUCAUCUGCUCCUACAACCGCAAUUUUCCGGGUAGGAAUGAUGGCAAUCCUCGUACGAUGAGUUUCCUUGCUUCGCCAGAAAUUGUCACCGCUAUUUCAUAUUCUGGAUCGACUUCUUUUAACCCAAUCGUCGAUGAAAUCUCCCUACCCUCUGGUGAGAAGUUCAAGUUCGAGCCUCCGAAGGGCGCACAGCUCCCAGGCUCUGGCUUUGCUAUCGGCAAUCCUGCAUUCUACCCUUCCCCUGCUGAACCAGAUCAAAGCGUGGAAGUCGUCGUCGACCCCGAGUCUGAUCGACUGGCUAUCUUGGAGCCGUUCGAACCAUUUCCAGAAGGCGAACUGAAGGGCUUAAAGGUCCUGUACAAGGUCAAGGGUCAGUGCACGACAGAUACCAUUUCAGCCGCUGGACCAUGGCUCAAGUACAAGGGACAUCUUCCAAACAUUGCUGAAAACACUCUCAUUGGUGCAGUGAACGCUGCGACCGGCGAGACCAACGUUGCAUAUGACAGCGACGGGUCCACCUCGUCUAUCCCUGAACUUGCAAAGAAAUGGAAGGCCAGGGGACAAAAUUGGCUGGUUGUAGCUGAGGACAAUUACGGCGAGGGGUCCGCUCGGGAACAUGCAGCACUUCAGCCACGGUAUCUCGGAGGUCAAAUCAUUCUGGCAAAGAGCUUCGCACGCAUCCACGAAACGAAUCUCAAGAAACAGGGAGUAGUGCCGUUGACCUUUGUCAACAAGGAGGACUAUGACCGCAUCGAUGCCUGCGACCACGUCGACACAGAGGGGUUAUGGGAUGUUCUGAAGAACGAUGGCCAAGGCGAAAUCAACUUGAGGGUCACGAAGAAGAACGGUGAGACGUUCACAAUCCCCGUCAACCAUACGCUGAGCAAGGAUCAAUGUGGCUUCAUCCUGGCCGGAUCUGCCCUGAACCUGCUUGCGAAACGGCAAAAGCUUGAUUGA